CGCACACGCACCAUCCUCUCAAAGACUCAUCUCUUCAUUUCUUAAUAUAAAAGCCCAUCACCCCUCUUCUUUUUCUCAGCUUGACGUUCCCUUCUCCGAGAGAACACCAAGCUUUUAAUAAAACACACCCGAAAACAAAUACCUCCCUUUUUCUUUCAUUUUCGAUCUGUUUGUUUUAGAAGGAAACGCUUUCAAGUUUUAUUUUAAAAAAAAAAUGCAGGCGGUUACUCCUACGCAAAAUCUUAAUUCUUCUAUAAUUCGUCCGUCGAAGCCUCGGCUCAACCAGCUGACUCGGUUCGCCGUCCGCUGUGUAUACCGCUCUGACUCAGUCCAAUUCCCCAAUGGAGUCGGUUCAAGCCGCGCAGAUUGGCAAAGCUCAUGUGCUAUUCUCUCUAGCAAAGUCUUUUCUCAGGACCAAGAUUCCGGCGAUAAAUCUAACCCUCCUUCCGCCUCCGACCACCUCGCCGCCGCCGUCAACGGCCAUAAAACCUCUAUAGAUCUCAACCUGGUUCCUAUUAACAAAAACAAGAAGCUUCAGCCACCUUCCCAACCUCCUCCACAGAAACCGUUAACUAUCACCGACCUGUCUCCUGCUCCUAUGCACGGCUCUCAGAUGCGAGUGGCCUACCAGGGAGUGCCCGGUGCGUACUCCGAAGCAGCAGCGGGAAAAGCUUAUCCUAACUGUGAAGCAAUCCCCUGUGAUCAAUUCGAAGUUGCGUUUCAAGCAGUUGAGCUUUGGAUUGCCGAUCGAGCUGUCUUACCAGUGGAAAACUCACUCGGCGGCUCGAUUCAUCGGAACUAUGAUCUCCUCCUACGGCACCGUCUCCACAUCGUUGGCGAAGUUCAGCUUCCAGUCCACCACUGCCUCUUGGCUCUCCCAGGAGUCAAGAAAGAGUACCUGACACGUGUCAUUUCUCAUCCACAAGCCCUCUCCCAGUGUGAACACACGAUCACCAAGCUCGGCCUCAACGUCACACGCGAAGCCGUUGAUGACACCGCGGGAGCCGCCGAGUACAUCGCAACGAACAACCUCCGGGACACGGCCGCCAUAGCAAGCGCACGCGCUGCCGAACUCUACGGACUCCAAAUUCUCGCCGAUGGUAUCCAAGACGAUUUGGGUAACGUCACGCGCUUCGUUAUGUUAGCUCGGGAUCCAAUUAUCCCACGCACGGACCGGCCGUUCAAAACGAGUAUAGUUUUCGCGCACGAUAAAGGGACGAGUGUGCUUUUUAAAGUUCUAUCGGCGUUUGCAUUUAGGAAUAUCAGUUUGACGAAAAUCGAGUCGCGGCCGCACCGCAACAGGCCGAUACGGUUGGUCGACGACGCGAAUGUUGGAACGGCCAAGCAUUUCGAGUAUAUGUUUUACGUGGAUUUCGAAGCGUCGAUGGCUGAGGUUAGGGCCCAAAACGCGUUGGCUGAGGUACAGGAGUUCACGUCUUUCUUGAGGGUGUUGGGCAGUUACCCAAUGGAUAUGACGCCUUGGUGCCCUUCAAGGGGAGUGUAGCAAAACCCAUGGAAAUUAAAAAAAAAAAAAAAAAAAAAAGAGAAUUAUUUGCAUUAAAAAAAAAGAAA
This is a messenger RNA of Durio zibethinus, 1572 nucleotides long. Its product is annotated as arogenate dehydratase 3-like. Gene Ontology annotation, molecular function: prephenate dehydratase activity; arogenate dehydratase activity. The record is from RefSeq and is a predicted model, not a curated record. Gene Ontology annotation, cellular component: cytoplasm; chloroplast. Gene Ontology annotation, biological process: L-phenylalanine biosynthetic process. Lineage: Eukaryota; Viridiplantae; Streptophyta; Magnoliopsida; Malvales; Malvaceae.